Adineta ricciae is the source of this 1311-nucleotide messenger RNA. The record is from the annotation of a GenBank genome assembly. NCBI's taxonomy places the organism in Eukaryota, Metazoa, Rotifera, Eurotatoria, Adinetida, Adinetidae.
AUGGUUUCAUCUGAAACAACAUGUACAUUGAUCGGUGGAAGCUUAAUUGUUCUACUUAUUGCUGGUUAUUUUGGCCAGCACUUGUUACCAGCACCUAAACCGAAAAUUAUCGGUUUAGAUUUAGGUACAACUUAUUCGUGUGUUGGUAUCUAUCAUGCCAUAAGCGGUUUAGUUGAAAUUAUUCCUACUCAACGCAAUCGUUCAUGUUUACCGUCCAUUAUCUCAUUUCUUCCCAAUGGUAGUACAUUAUUAGGCUACGAUGCAUUCGAUCACAUGGAAACAAAUCCUAACUAUACGAUUUACGAUGCCAAACGAUUCAUCGGAAAGCAAUUUUCAUUAGAAUCAGUUGAAAAACUUCAAAAAGAUUAUCCGUUUGAAUUAGUUCGAACGGAUCAAGGUUACGUCGAAUUCAUCAUAUCAGAGAAUGGAACACGAAUUACGCCUGAACAGGUCGGAUCACUGCUCCUGAAAUAUUUGAAACAACUUGUUGAGCAACAUCUAAAGAUCGCAAAAAUCAAACUUUGUGUUCUUAGCGUUCCUGCUGAAUUUGAUGACUUGCAACGGCAAUUCACACGACGAGCUGCAGAAUUGAUCGAUCUGAAAGUCGAACGAAUUAUAUCCGAGCCAACAGCAGCAGCUCUUGCUUACGGUUUUCACAAGAAAGAAAACGUUCGCUACGUUCUGGUUAUCGAUAUUGGCGGUGGCACGACGGACGUUAGUCUCUUAUCUGUACAAAAUGGCAUGUUUUCAACUCAAGCAAUGGCAGGAAACAAUCGCCUGGGUGGUCAAGAUUUUAAUCAAAAUUUAUUCAAUUAUAUUUUAACGCUAGUUGAAGAUUCCAAUAAAAAAACCGAUUCACUCUUCCUCCAACAUUUACGUAUCGAAGUCGAAAAGUGUAAAAUUGAUUUAUCAACAGCGAAUCAAUGUUUAAUAGAUUCGAAAUGGAUUAUCACACGAGAGAAGUUCGAAGAAAUUAAUCAAGACUUAUUUCGAAAGAUUCGCGAGCCGUUAGACAGAAUAUUUGCUUAUAUCAAUUCAGAUAUCAGUGGUGAUGAUGAUGAUACUAAUAGUCGGUUAACAGUUAACAAUAUUGAUGAAAUUGUUUUAGUUGGCGGUUCGACACGUAUGUUAAAAAUUCGAGAGUUAAUUGCAGAUUAUUUUCAGAAGAAACCAAAUGUUAAUAUCGAUCCUGAUGUGGCUGUUACACAUGGAGUGUCGAUUCAAGCAGGAAUUCUAGGCGGAGUAUGGCCAUUGAAUGUUAGCGCGACAGAAGUGCGAACAGCAGUUGAGAAAAUUCAUAUCGAGAUUUAA